GGUCACGCGUCUCGCUCGUUAUCAUCCGUUUGAAGCCAAACCGAUGAUUUCUAAUAACAAUUGUCAUUACGUAGAUCGUUCCGACUGCUCACGACCGUUUCAACUUUCGCCACCGUUGAGCACGAUGGAACUGGCCGACUUGCUGCUGCAGGAGGUGGACGCUCUGCUGGUCGGGGCGGCGUGCAGGGUGACUCUUCUGCCGCGUCUCCUGCGAGACGACAAAGAAGAGUUGGUUGCAAGCAUAGAGAAGGACAUAGGAGAUGCUCGUGAGUUGCUGGAGCAGCUGGAGCUGGCUGGGUGGGAGAUGGACGCAAAGCGACGAAAACGUCACCAGGAGCUCGUGAAGACCAAAGGAGAGGCUGUCACUCAGCUACAGAAGGACUACUGGCGGGCCCGGAUCUCCUACAGGGACGUAGUGAGUCCAUGGAAUGAAGUUCUGGAGGAAGGUGCAGAGGAGGCCAACCUGUCGGAAGAUCUGAAAGUCCAGCUGAUUGAGAACACGGUGCGGUUGGACAGCGGCACGCGGAUGUUGGAGAUCGCUUGCCUCGCCUGCACAGAGACAGAGCAAAUUGGCCUGGAUGUUACAAGACAUUUGCAGAAGGACACAGAGAAACUGCAGUUGGUUAGAAGCCACUUACAGGACACACAGCGACACUUGAAAUGCAGCAAGUACGUCCAAAACAGGAUUGUAAACAGGUGGAGGACAGACGGAGGGCCGGAGAAAUAAUUACGUGUCACGGCUCGGCGGUGUGGCAGAUCCGUGAGCAUCGCGUGCCCGCUAAUGCAUGGCGUCGCACAAAUUAUUCAUUGGGCUCAUAGUGUGACAGUUUUGCAUGCGGUUAGAGUGGGGAAUCUGUUGAAUUAUGAAAUUUCUUUAUGCUGAAACUUUAAUAAGUAACAUGCUAAUUUACGUUCUGUGUUUUUUUUUGGCUAUUAUAGAUUCUGGGGAUAUGCCUGUUGAAACAAAGUUUCAGCGGUCUGUUUAAAUUACAUCACUUGCAUUCAAAGAAGAGUUCUUUUCAGAGUUAAGAGCUGGGAUUGAGCGGCUGUUUCAUUAUUGAGUUUUAUAGGCUGUUGUUUUUUUUUUACAAUAUUAUUCUGUAAAGCAAUCAUUCUACACCGUACACACACAUUGUGUUCACGGAUCCACUUAAUAUUCCAGAAGCCUUAUAUACAUUUCAGGCUAAAUGUGUGUUUUUCAUAACUAAACGUCAGCGUGUUUUCCGAUACGUAAUUUUGUCAACAUAUUAGCAAAAUUAUCCAUUUAUAUGAUGGAGCAUCGAAAAGGUUAAGUAGUGGAACAUCGGUUUGCUCACCGUGCCAUUAACCCCUGUGAUCUGAGUUCAAUUCCUGGAGAUGGUUAACAUCAGUGGCAAAUGAUAUCUGAAACAGUCUUCGACACGCGCCCACUUCACCCAGCCACACUGACCAGCGUGGUGAAGUACGAUCAAGCAGCUCCCGUGACCAGCACGACGUGGAGGAGGAAUCCAUGCAGCAGUCGAUUGACAAAGGGCUGUACAUUGUUGUUUUAUUUUUCGCUAGAAUAUAUUUCAGAGAUUGUAAAAAAAAAAAAUCUCGGAACUACCACCGUGUCGACUCACAAGCAGCUACAAGCCCUCCGUGUAGGUUCAUCUCCAUUGACAAGGGGUCACUGUGUACCUUUGCCUAUCGUAAUUCAAAGCCACUUGAUUGUCAUGGCUAUUUCCCCCCAUCAGGGAAUUGUUGACAAAUCACUCAAACGAUGGGAACAUAUGCUUGAACUGACAAACCACUUUACCAAAGCUGCAAUUUGCAUAUUGGUGCACGGCUCGCACCAUUGCCGGUCUGUUAUCUUGCAAUAAAUAAAAGCAUGACCGCGGUGUUGUCCAGGCGGACGGGGAUUUUCCGCAUUGAAGUUGUGUCCUUGGCUCUUUAUCCCAGCCAAACAAGGGGACACUGCCAUAGCGCCGUUGUUAAAUAUGCACGUUAGAUUCGUGGAAGUUUGCUCAUUUGUGGAUUAGUUGGACAAUGAAGAGCAACAAUUCACGGCACAGCCUCCUGAGAACCUAUAAACUAUAAAACGAUCAACUAUUUUAUUUUAUCCGGGUAAGGCCCACUGAGCUGUAUAUUUAUUUUUCAGAAGCGAUCUGGGCACAAAUGAUGGAUCGACGAAGUGCCUCAUCUUGUGGCAAUUUGUAGCAGCCAAAUCCUCUAAAGCAAACGUCGAUUCGAAAUGUGGAAGGAAACACCGGAGGACCAGGAGAAAUAUCCACGCGAUCACGGAGAGAACAUGCGAACUCCAAAUGUACAGCAGGCGCGAGGGUCGGGUUGACCCCACGACCUCCUUUAUACUCGGCGAGGCAGUUAACAUCUCACCACCAUGGCAUCCCUCAGGACGUCCACAAGUGAUGCACGAAUGAUGGCAGCGAACCGAAAACCUGGGUGCCCUUUCCCAACGAAACUGUCGAACGUGAGACCUCUUUACCGAGGCAACGACGCCAUCGCAUGCCGUACAUCGCCAUACCAUCGGUGGGAUAAUUUUAACGAAGAUAAUUCACAGCCCCCUUUGUCAAUCCAGUGCUGCUGGGUGAAGACCUCUCCCCCCCCCCCCCACGUGGGUUGUGGGUGUUUGUCAUCGUGCUAAUGGUGGGGAGCGGUAGCGUAGUGGUUAGCACUACGCUGCUCUACGAACCCGGCGAACCGAGUUCGAUUCCCGCUCACGGCCAUCAUCACCAGUUACAAUUAUCUGAACCGGUCCUGGGCCUCCCCUAGGUCGACUCGGCCUCAAAUGAGUACCUAGUGCGAUGUGUGAACAUCGCCACUGGGGAGACAAUGGCGGUCGGGCGUUGUGCUGGCCACCCACCCCCUCGUGUGCCGUGCCGGCCUUCAUAGGUGCUCGCUAACAGCACUUGCCCCAACAGUCUGUUACAGGCUACACGGGGGCUCUUUGUCUGUGGUGGGGGGCUCUUUGUCUGUGGUGGGGGGCAGGCAGAAAUGGUUCAGAUGUUAUUCCAAGACCGAUGCUGGCAGAUGACGGGAAUUAAAACUUAGGUCGCCGAGUUUCAGGGUGCAGUACACCACAAUCACGACACAUUAAUGUUUUGGCUUUUUUAACAUCGCAAAUCUAUUUGUUUCUAUCUCUUCUGUUUAUUUGUUUGUUUUCCGGCUGCAUGAGUCAUCGGACGCAUGGAUUGAAUGUUUUCUCCCCGUGUGUGUGUGUCUGUGUGUCUACAUGUGUGGCUGUGUACUUUAUUGGGUUAAAAAAAGCACAAUUACGCUCCGCUGAUUACACACAAUAAGUUGAACCAUGUGUGUGUUCCUUGGGUAGUUUUUGCUGUUUGGAAGUGGGUUUGGAGCUGGAUGAUUGUGGCAACAGGGAAGUUGUGCUAAUGGCUAUUUGCAAUCUGUUGGUCUGUGUAUUCUGCACACUAGCUGCUCCUAACGAUAUUUAAAUAUUCAAGUAACGUUUGAUCUUGUAUUAGUCGGGGCUCGAUGUAACAUUCAUAUUCACACCAUAUAUUAACAGUAAAGUUGUAAUUUGGUAAAAGCAACAGAGAACUUCCACAAAAAAACAUCCCGCAAGUGUGCAUGUGCCCAUUAACCCCGUAGAGCGAUCUGCUUCAACUCAACUUCAAAGGCCACGAACAUCUGAUGCUGGGCCUAAACGUGCUGUACACUCAUAUCAUCGUCCGCGUGCUCCCCGAGUUAUCCCUUGUACAAUUUGCCUCUCGAGGUGUACAUGUUAAGGUGCCGUGGAACAACCCAGAAGACUGAGUGGACGGCGCUUAGAAACGGCGUUGAAUAUUGCGGUGUGAGCGACGGCGUUUGCGAUAAACCAUUGGAGAGGUCAGAUGCUCCCCCGCGCCAACCAUGCGGCAGCCUCGUGGGAAUCGCUCACUCACGCUCGCUGAUUGAUCUCAGCUUUUGAAGGAAAAACUAAAAGAGAACGGAAUAAUCCAGUCAAUAACCGUCUCCGCUGCUAAUCCACUGUAAGCAAAACAGCACUCUGGGUACAUUGAAUGUAAUUGACUGUGGUGCUUCUUUAUCGACUUGAAAUCUAAGCAGCACCGUUGCACAUUAGUUUGUUAGAGCUGGCAUUUGCCAAGUGCAUUCUGAAGUGGUUUGACAGCUAUAGGACUACACGCCGUAACCUUUGGCUUACGGCGACAGGGUAGCGGUAACACGUGCUGUUGGCUUGCAGCAGCGUUGGCUGUCAACUGUCGUGUUGCUGAAUUGGAAAUGCGAAGCGGUUCACGGGAGAGGCCCAGGAUGAUUUCCUCGACAUAAAACAUUUAAGGCGUUUUCUUGUAAAUAUUAUGUAUAUUAUCGAAACAAAAUUCACUGAAAAUUAUACUGACUUCCUGGGAAAUUAUUCAUUUUUGAUCUGCCAACCCUGGAUUUGCAAGACGCUCCAAAGAUAUAUAAUUUUUUGUGACGUGUCCCUUUGAUCUUUGAGAUAGUAAAUUGGGAGCAAAAUUAAAUACACCCGAAAAUGCUUCAAUUAAAAUACCAAAUGAAACUUUAAUUUGAAAACUGCAUCAAAUAUUCAUGAUAAACAUUUACAUGUUGCUAGCAAACCUAAGCAUGCAUAUCUAAAAUGCAAUACAUUGUAAUGCAUUUAUCAUGUUUAAGAUCGUGCAUUGUUUAAUGAAGCUAUCGCACGUUUAUAAGCAUACAAUCUUGGAAACAUUUGAUUAAGUGCCGUACCCCUUUGAGGAUUGAUGAUUCCAUAGAACAGCCCCAAUUUAUGGGGUGAAUCUAAACGCGCCACCCCAGUGAUUGCUCAGUGCCAUCGAGAGUUUGUUAGCUUUUCCGAGGAGAAACUCGAAACGUAAUUCAGUGAAUCCCUCGGGGGAGUUUCACAUUGCUGUGGUGUUUGGCUCCCCGAAGUUGACAAUGGCAGUCAAGUUCAAGUUCAUUUAUUAGGUAUAGCCCUGUGAGCCAUUCGGCUCUUGAAUCGGGUGCAACCGCAACAAACAGAAAACAGAAACAUGAACAAAAAACAUCUUAAAGUGGCUAUGUGCAAACAGAAAAUCCAAGAAAAGACAGCAAAAUAUUGCAGAAAAAGCACCGUACACCAACACUGUGUGCAAAAAUCCCAGUGGGAUGCAAGUCAAACAACAACAAUCACAAGACAACUUAGAUUUAAGGCCAUCAGUCUAACUCUGUACUACAACAAACAAACAUGGCCAAACCAAAAAACUUUUCGAAAAUGACCAAAAUAAAACCAUAAAAGCAAUGAAGCAGUGAUCAUAGGAACUGUGACCGAAUUUUCACAAUAAACGACGUAAACAACAUGUACCACCAAACUCUGCAGCCAUAGCUGGCUGCACGACGCUCCAGAAGCUGCCGCCGCCGCUGCGAGAAUCCGCUGCGCGCGUUGUCGCUCACCGAUGGGGCCCGCUUGUCCCUUCUCUACGAGUUGCGUGCAGAAUCUUGAGCAAAAGCAUUCAAACAACACGGUGGGAGUUUCUUAUCUGUCAUGUUUUCCAAAAUGAUGGGGGGGGGGCGCGGUGUUUUUUUUGCAAACUGUAGGUAUGUUCUUUAUCGGUGAUGAGUUGUCUAAAGUUAUGUUGGGGCUUUCCGGAGUUCCGAGUCGGCUGUGAGUGUCAGCGCAUAACCGGUUUAAUUCUGAUACAACCAACAACGCUACAGCGCCUUUUUCAGUCCACUUCUAGAAGAAGGCCUCCCUCCCCCAUGCUAUAUUGGUCGUGGGGGAUGUUUGGCCUUGCUUAUAAUAAUUUUUUUAACAAAUUAUAAUUUUAUUAAAUUGAAUCUCGAAACGCUGAACGUCGAAAGCCACGUGAGCGUCAACAUGGUACGAGACAUACCGCUGAGAAAAAAAACGAAUGGGAUCAAGGGUACGGGAGGGAGUGACAGUGCUGCGGUUAGUAUGCUCGCUACGAACCCGGCGACCCGAGUUCGAUUCCCACUCACGACCAACACCAGUGACGAUUAUCUGAACCCAGUAGUGGACCUCCCCUAGGUCAAUUCAGCCUCAAUAGAGUACCUGGUGCGGUGUAUAAAUAUUACCUUUUAAGAGACAAAGGCGGUCGGGCGUGGCGCUGGUCACCCACCCUCUCGUGUGCCGUGGUGGCCUUCAAUGGGUGCUUGCUAACAGCACUUGUCCCAACAGUCUGUUUAGGCUAUACGGGGUUUUUUUGUCUUUAGAGGUGAACACAAAAUGAGCCAUGUUGGCAACCUCCGUCAUGCUUUCAGUGUGGGUCAGUGAAUCAGAGAUUUCAACGAUUGUAAUGUGUUAGCAGAGCGUGAGGCUGCACGUGGCUUGAGACUGGACCUCUACAAGGUUAGAUCAUGUGUAGACACUUCCCCUGCGUUCCCCGACUGUGCACCAUCAAGGGGUUGUUGGGGGGAUCUGUAAAUUUGAAACGUGUUUCCUGGUUUCCCUGUGUCCCCCCCCUCCCGCUCUCUUUAAUCGCUGCUUAUGAGCACAAGAGUCGCCAGAUUUAUUGUCGCAUAGUUUGGGCCGAUGGGCCUUCUUCUUGGCGUGUGCUGUGGAAUUGACGAGAUCCGCCACUGAAUAACCCAAGAAGUCAACGGUCCAUUUUCCUGCAGCAGCAUGCAUGAGAUGUGUGUCACAGGCUGCUGUCUGACACAAAUCUGAAGCUUUGUUCUUGUGAAUUUUUUUUCUUCUUAAAACCACAGUCAGGAGCACUAAACUAACAUCACUGCAUUUACCGCCUUUGUUGAAAAUUCUGGGUCACUUUAGUGACCGUGACUGAAGUAGACCCGAAUGUGAUUUGAAAUAAACGUUUCCGAUUCAUGCAGAUUCAAAGCUUUGCAUUUAUGUGGUAUAGUUCAGGACACACAGCUAAGGUACAUGUAUUUAAAUUGGGAAUUUUAUUUUAAGGAAUUCAUUGUGGUUGUACACUCACAGAACGGAUGUUCUUCAAAAAAUGCACCUUCUGUCAAUGUUUGCACUACUGGCCUAUGCAUGUUGACUCAUUUGUUGCCAGUAAAGAUUUUAAGGUGAGUCAGUUUUUUUGUGUUACAUCCGGAAGGGAAACUUCCAUGUCUCCGCUGUCAUCGUCAACUGUGCAGUGGAUACAUUUAGCAGGAAAUGUAGACAACAUAGUCUUCCCCGAAUCGGCUAUGGUCUGAUGCAAUCGGGCGUCGACCCACUGCUAAUUAAAUAUUUCUGCUUUUACAAAUGUGCGUUAAGGUGACACGGGAGGUGAGUGUGAUGGAACAUUGGGCAUUUGGCGACGCGCCUCGCCCCAGGUCCCUUUAAACCUCGCGAGCUGCACCGCCACGGUCCCGGUAUCACCUGUUUUAGUCUUAAAACAAAAUUCCGAGCUUUUAGGAAGUGAAUGGGGUUCUCUUGAAAAACUCUUAAGCCGUGCUGAUAUUUGGUCAGAUUGUGGUGUGGCUUUCUGGAAUUCAAGCGUGGAUAGCCGCUAUCUGAUGGAGGGGGGGGGGGCUUUGGGGGGACCAGCAAUACUGUCGUGUGGGCGCGUGACAGCACCUGUGGUCUUGAGAA
Lethenteron reissneri (Far Eastern brook lamprey) is the source of this 7480-nucleotide messenger RNA. RefSeq lists its product as uncharacterized. The record is from RefSeq and is a predicted model, not a curated record. Lineage: Eukaryota; Metazoa; Chordata; Hyperoartia; Petromyzontiformes; Petromyzontidae.